Mycosarcoma maydis (corn smut) is the source of this 1131-nucleotide messenger RNA. RefSeq lists its product as uncharacterized. The record is from RefSeq and is a predicted model, not a curated record. The transcript has 3 exons. Bases 1 to 1131 code for a protein of 376 amino acids. NCBI's taxonomy places the organism in Eukaryota, Fungi, Basidiomycota, Ustilaginomycetes, Ustilaginales. Gene Ontology annotation, biological process: regulatory ncRNA-mediated heterochromatin formation; RITS complex assembly; regulation of transcription by RNA polymerase II. Gene Ontology annotation, cellular component: SAGA complex.
AUGAACACGCAAAAUCCGGCCCCAAGCUGGACCGACAUAGAAGACGCUACUCGAAGUGAUGUCGGAUCACCAUCGACAACGUUGGUCGAUUCCCCGGCAUGGCACUACGAUGACACGGUUGUCACUGACUUUGGGCCUGCAUCGCUCGACGACGAAGUGCAUAUCGUCGAAUGCUCCGAUUGCUCCAAGCCCGUUCUCAGAGAGGCAUUGAGCUUCCAUGAGCAGAAUUGCAAGCUUGUCAGGGACAUUGCAUGCGGUCGCGUCUCACCCUCGAUCAUGGAAGGCGAUCUUCGCAAGCGUCGAAUGAUGGAAGAUGAUGACGACAGCAUCCUCGGCGAUGACACAGGCACACUUCUGACCAAGAAGCAGAAGAAAGACAAGCGGCCUGCCGAAGAGAAAAAGACAGGCGGUCGAAAGAACAAGGGCCCCAUAGAUGUCGAUAAGCAGUGCGGUGUGAUCAACGACAAGGGAUUGCCAUGUUCGCGAUCGCUAACGUGCAAAUCGCAUUCCAUGGGAGCCAAGCGUGCUGUUGAAGGUCGAUCCGCACCCUACGAUGCGUUGCUGUUCGAAUGGCAGAAGGCUACCAAUCCGAGUUUCGUCGCUAAACUCGAAGAGAAAGAGAAAGCAAUUGCUGCUGCCAAAGCUGCUGCCGCGGCGGCACCGCCGAAGGAGAAAAAGAAGAAGUCGGCCAAGGAUGGCAAGUCGAAAAGUGGCGCUGGAGCGGGUGGUGGUGGGGCAGGUGGAGCAGCAGGUUCAGGUGCAGGAGGCGCAGGCGGUUCAGCAAGGGUGUUUAUCGAGCACGACGAUAUGGACAUGUUCGAUGCAGGCGCCGACCAGGAUCAGAUGGACCAGGAGUUGAUUUCGGUGCUAGGCUCGAUUGCCCAUGCUGCUUCGAGGGAUCGAACCACCCCGCUUCCGCUUGCGACAAGGUCGUUUGCAGGCUGCUACACCAGCCGCGCCAAACGCAUGCGCAACUUGCGUGAGUUGCUGAGGGAAGGCCUGGCUCCCGGUGGUGGUGCUUACGGCAUCAAUGGCUAUGCUACUUGGAAUAACCACCAUCGUCAGGCUCGCUACGCACCACCAGGAGGCUCUGGCAGUGCACCCAAGAAGGGCGUUGCUACCAGCGCGUGA